AUGGAUCGGACCAACCACUACAAGCCUCCAAUACACCCCCAGUUAAAUGCCAGCAAUCACGUUUCUCCGAGUUGUCGUGUGUUAGCCGGUUUGACCUGGGUGUCACCUAAUGCCUCGCUGGACCGGUUGGACUUGAACGCACUGCAUCGGUGGACCGGUCCCAGAGCUGAAAGACCGGCGGUGCUGUUCGACAGCAUGCAAAGUCCUGAUUGGUAUACCCGUACAAAACAUUGGCAUCCAUGGAUACCUCACGACCUAGCUGGGAUUCGAUGGCACCUAGGGCAUGGUGACCCAUCCCUGAGCUGGGAUGAUGAAGCUGGGGCAAAACAGGAUCUUGUGGUCAUGGUCAAAAUCUUGGGUGCCAUCUAUCGGGGUCUCUGCCCUGAGGGCCCUAAACCUGAUAAUGCUUACCGCAUUAGUGAUCUGGAUCUCAGUCUCCCACAGUCCCAGGAUCAAGCUCGGAAUUUCAUGCUUUCCACUAGUGGUUAUAUCCGGUGGUUACUAGCACAUCGUCAUCAUGACGUGGUUGAGUGCAUGAUUAGGUGGUGUCGACACACGAGCGCGAAGCGCGAGUGUGGAGAUGUGAAAGCUGUGAGAGGAGACUAUUCGGUAGCAAGUUUGCCCUCGCUUUGUAAACAUAGGAAGGAUAAGGGUAUAUUAGUUCCCGGAUCUAUCUAG
Messenger RNA from Suillus paluster, 678 nucleotides. RefSeq lists its product as uncharacterized. Lineage: Eukaryota; Fungi; Basidiomycota; Agaricomycetes; Boletales; Suillaceae. The transcript has 3 exons. The coding region runs from base 1 to 678 and encodes 225 amino acids. The record is from RefSeq and is a predicted model, not a curated record.